This is a messenger RNA of Quercus lobata, 2207 nucleotides long. RefSeq names its product RING/U-box superfamily protein. Lineage: Eukaryota; Viridiplantae; Streptophyta; Magnoliopsida; Fagales; Fagaceae. The record is from RefSeq and is a predicted model, not a curated record. Gene Ontology annotation, cellular component: endoplasmic reticulum. Gene Ontology annotation, molecular function: ubiquitin protein ligase activity. The coding region runs from base 482 to 1777 and encodes 431 amino acids. The transcript has 2 exons. Gene Ontology annotation, biological process: ubiquitin-dependent protein catabolic process.
UUGUAUUUGUAAUCCUAAUUUAGGGAAAUUACAUUUACAUAGGAGAAUCAAUUGUGGUUGUCCACCCACGCAGAGUGGAGCGGGAGGACACUUAUCAUCAUCAUCAUCAUCAUCUCCUAGAUAGUUUGGCUUUGGCUCCUCUCCUUUCCCUACCAACGAAGAAGAAGAAGAAGAAGAAGAUGGGUACGAUCCCGUUACUUGUGUUCUAUCGUGGUGGAUCACUACCUCCUCCGAUCAAUUCUUCUUCUGCAACUUUGAUUCUGAUUCAGUAAAGUUAUUGAAGAAUAAGCCUUCAUAUAAUUUUCUCUUGGUUUGAGGAAGCUUAUUCUCAUCUCAUGAAUGAAGACUAUUGUAUUGGCAGGGAAGGAUCACGGUUGCAAUUAUCUUGGAUGUCUAAAUACUCUGAAUUUUAACCAAAAGGAGUGAGCAUAUUGAUUUGUGUUGUUGCUAUACUUCUAAAUUUUAUUAUUAUUAUUAUUUUAUGGGGAGCAACAUGAGGGAAGAUGUAAUCAUUCUUGAUUUGAACCAAGAACCUUUUGACCAGCCUCACGUUUCAGAAGUAAGAUUCGAUUCUAUAGUCGAUGAACUAGAAACUGCCCACAUACGCAUUGAAGAGCGUAUCAGACAGCUCGAAGCAGUCACCUCUAGAGCUAGGCAGCGUCAGAGAUGGCGACAAGCUCAAUCUCACCCUCAACCAGAUAACUUCACAGAAGCUAUUGUUCAAACUGUAACCAGGCGUCCUCCUGCAGAGCUUGGUAAUACUGCUGGCAAAGCCAAAACUAGUAGACCUGGGAGCACGUAUUUGAUAGCUAAGGCACUGGGAAUUGAUUCUGAUGAAAAGAAGGCAGCAAGUGGUAGUGGGGGUUUUUACGAUUGUAAUAUUUGCUUUGAAAUGGCAAGAGAUCCUGUUUUGACCUGUUGUGGUCACUUGUUUUGUUGGCCAUGCUUCUUUAAGCUGUCAUAUGUUGAUUUAAAUGUAAAGGAAUGUCCUGUAUGUAGGGGAGAGGUAACAGAUACAAGCAUCCUUCCAAUAUAUGGCAGUGGAAGUAGUGAUAGCACCUGCAAGUCAGAGUUAAAAGAGACUGGAUUCAAGGUUCCUCCUCGGCCCCGUGCAAAUAGGAUUGACAGUGUGAGGCAGCAGCUAAGGAGUAGAAGAGUAUCUUCUCCUAUUGAGGAAAGAAUUCACAGCAUUGUUGGUGUAAUGGGAGAGCGAGCUAGGACACUAGAUUCUGAUGGUCCACACAUUGUGCAUGAAAGAGUCAAUUCCCCAGUUAAUCAGAAUCAAACUUCCCAGACUGAGAGCAACCAGCACCAUCGUUCCCUUCAAGUUUCAAGAUUAUUAUUGCAAGGGGCUGCAUCAUUUUCUUCACUUUCAACUGCAUUAAAUACUGCAAUGGAUUCUGCUCAAAGAUUAGUUGAGGACCUUGAGACAUAUAUUCAUGGUCGUCAUACAAGAGCAAGCCAUGAUCAGUCUCCAAGUGUUGAUAAUGGAGAUAUGUUCUCAAGUGAUUCUGCUGUUGUACAACUGGAAAGCCAGACUCCAGAUAUUGCUGCUGAAAUCAAUUACACUGUUUACCCUUCUGCUUCAUCUUUCAGGGGGAGUGGUUUUGAUGAUCCUGUCGUACACUUGGAAAACCACACAAUGGAUAAUGCUAUUGAAGUUAAUUUAGUAUUACCACCGUCUCCUUCAUCUUCCAGAACAAGAUCAGGUGCCCCAAGAGUUUCAGGUUUGGACGAUGGAGUUUCACGUGCGGCUAGAAGGAGAAGGCUGAGAUGAUAUAGUAUUUUCCCCAAGGAAAUAGAUUAAACUGAAUCAAGGUUUCUUUUGGAAUUGCGUAAUAUAGUUGUGAAUUAAUGAAAUGUUUUAGGUUUCUUCAUUUUUGAAUAAAUAUGUUUGCCAAUUCAUGUGUUAGGCAUGGAUCACAAUUUGAGCAAUCUUCUGUCUGUUUUAUAAGGAGAUAGGCUGGCAAAUGUGUUGGGUCCUCUUAAUGUGCUUGGCUAUUCAUAAAAGCACAAUGGUGUUUCCAUUGUUAAGGAUUGGAUUUAAGUGGAGGAAAUCUGUUGUUGCCCUCCUCCUUUGAGUACGUACAAAACUUACAUCUCUGAUGGAGUGUUAUGGCUUCUUUACCAAAGAGUUAUAAGUCAUCAUAUUUGUAAGUUGUGUAGAUGCUUCAUUCAAUUUGUUAAUAAUUAAACAGUUUUGCUAA